CUUUUGAGGUGUGCAUUGGAUGCCUAUGGUGCUUGUGUAUAAGUUAUGGUGUUUCUUACAUUUUGAUCUUGCCUUGAAAAAAAGUUCCAAGCGCAGCAAGAAAACUGUUGUAAUGGCUUCACCGAUUCGAAGAAGCGGUAGAUUGCAGCUUGUAGAGAUUAAGAAAAGGCCAAAAGUACACGCAGCGCUUGUCGACUUGGGCGAGGAUGACGAAGAUUCUGUGGAAGAUGGUGGUGCAAAUGGGAAUGAGAAUGCUGGUUCAGAUGUGUCUGGAGAUGAUGCAGUGAGUGGGGGAGAUGAUGGUGGGAGUGCAGAAGAGGAGACUGACAGUGAUGAUGCAUUUGAUGACUGUAAGCAGAAAGCAGAAUGUGAUCCUGGCGGCAGAUGGGGCGAGAUUGUCGGGAUGGAUGGGAUAACCAAAUUGAAGGAGAAGUACCUGCGAAUUCAGUCGAGAGCUUCUCCCAGCGUUUUGCAGAAAGUGGUUGAAGCUCUGAACGAAGUUCAAAGGCGGGAGGUUGUGAGGAUUGGGUUUGGGUCUAUGUUAAGGAUCAAGUUAACUGAGCUUCCGGCGAAACUAGGAUUUUGGGUUGUAGAGAAAUUCAAUCCUAGGAGUAGCAGUAUUGAACUUGCGGACGGAACAAAGGUGUGUGUGAUAGUGGAUGAUAUUAGACAUGUUUUGGGUUUGCCGUGUGGGCAUGUGAAGGUAUUAAGCAAAAAAGUAGGUGAGAAGUGUGAUAUACUGGAGCAGUUGAGGGUAGAGAUCGGAAUGAGGGACAACAAGAUCAGCCCUUUAGAGCUUAGUGAAAAGGUACUGCAAUAUACUGAUGGUGGUGUAUCGUUUGUUCGUCUUUUCGUGUUGUUAGUCGUGUCAGUUUUGGUUGAUAGCCCGAGCCAUGGGUAUGUAAACAAUUGGGUUUUGAAAAGCUUGGAGGAUGUGGAUGGGAUUGCACAGUUAAACUGGUGUGAAUAUGUGCACCGAGCAUUGAUUGAAAGUAGAGUGAAGUGGGAGAAGGGGAAUAGAAAAUACUAUACUGGACCUCUAUUUUGCUUGAUGGUUUUGAUAAUUGCCAAACCGCCGUGGAUAUGAAGAGUUUCGUUGAAUAAAUCAAGUCGUGAAGAAUGGCUUGGAACAAGACCAAAAAGACUCAAGGACAAGAUCAAGAAUUGAAGACUUAGUCGAGUCGGUCUUUUGUGAUCAAAACCGACAAUAAAUUCAAGUCUCGGUU
Cuscuta campestris is the source of this 1226-nucleotide messenger RNA. The record is from the annotation of a GenBank genome assembly. NCBI's taxonomy places the organism in Eukaryota, Viridiplantae, Streptophyta, Magnoliopsida, Solanales, Convolvulaceae.